Lotus japonicus is the source of this 1545-nucleotide messenger RNA. RefSeq lists its product as uncharacterized. NCBI's taxonomy places the organism in Eukaryota, Viridiplantae, Streptophyta, Magnoliopsida, Fabales, Fabaceae. The transcript is spliced from 9 exons. The record is from RefSeq and is a predicted model, not a curated record. The coding region runs from base 602 to 1351 and encodes 249 amino acids.
AAAGAAACUACCGAUCCCUAAAACCCCAAUUUUACAAUUUCACGUUCUGUUCUUCUUUGUUCCCUUGCUUCAGCGUCUGCAGCGUUGAUGUUCAUCUCCUCUCUCACUACUGGAAUUGGAACGUCUUUCUUGUGUUCGUAUUUUAUUAUCCCUAGAACCAACCGCCCCAGUUGCACAUGCAUCCUUUAUAGGCAAUGCUUUUGUCUCCAAAGGUUGUUUUGCUGUAGCAGCAAUUAGCAAUAGUAACAAAACCAUGUCAGAUGCUAAGAAAAAGAAGAACUAGAAGACAUCAUUAGAGCAACAAGGAGAUCUGAUAGCAUGUGUGGACCUUAUUGAUGAUGAGGGGGCUAUUACGGUUCAUAGUUUACUAUGCGAUGAUUUGAAGUUUGAUCUUCCAGGAGGUAGGAAAAUUGUUGUACAAUGGGAUGAGCUUGGUCGACCUGUUGGAAAUGGUGCUGGAGUUUUGGGAGUAUUUUUAGGGGUACUUGCAUCUUGUGCUUCUAAAUUGCCAAUCACCUAUGAGAGAUGGCCAAAAGUUGCUGCAAUACACAAGAAUCAGGAAAAAUUUCAAGUCAAUGAGGAUGGACAUAAAAAAGUCAUAAUGGAAAGUCUUGGGAAGAAAUGGAGGGAUAAUCGUAGUAGAAUGUUUGUUGAAUGUUAUGAUGACAAACAAACUUGGGAAACAAAUCUUCAGGAACGCCCAGAAGGUGUUCCGUUGGAUCAAUGGGUCUCUUACCUACACUAUAAAUUGUCUGAUAAAGGGAAGUCUUAUUCUGAGAAGAACACUGCUAACCGACGCAAGCAGAAGAUCCCUCAUACACUCGGGUCUAAAUCUAUUGCAAGGAAACAAUAUGAGUUGGAAUCUCAAACUGAUAGACCAUAUAGUAGGUUAGAAAUGUACACUAUUGCCCACAAGAAGAAAGAUGGAUCAUUUGUGAACGAAGAGGCUAGACAACAGAUUGAACAACUUGAAAUGGAAGUUGAUAACAAUGCUUCUGAAGAAGAUGCAUUCAUAACUGUAAUUGGGAAAGAGCAUCAUGGAUAUGUACGAGGCAUGGGUUUCGGUGUUUGCCCCUCUAAAGUCUUCAAAGGUUAUGGGAGCACAUCAACCAAUGGUUCUUCUGCACAAGUUAACAAGCUUCAAUUAGAAUUGGAAACAGAGCGUGCCAGAGUUGAUACUUUGGUACAAGAAGUUGAAAGAUUUAAAGGCUUAGAAGAAAAGCUUGCAUUUGUUAUGCAACAAUUGGCUGGCCAAGGAUUUAAUAGGGUUACUGAUUCAGGCUCUCCAAACGAACCAAGGCCAUCUUCGUCCGCUAGUCAUAAUCCCGGAAACAAUGGACCGUCUUCUUAGCUUCAUGUAGGAUUGGGGGAAUGAUUUAAGACUGAGCUUUUUUUGAAUUAUUCUACUGAACUUGUCACUUUAGUAGUUGGAUCUAGUGUUUCUUAUGCUGAUGUUAAUGUUGGACCAUUUACAUGUUUGUACUGAAUUUAACAUUUUAGUAGUUGGAUUUAUGUUGAAUGCAAAUGAAUGAACUUAUUUUUACC